Messenger RNA from Exophiala bonariae, 2442 nucleotides. RefSeq lists its product as uncharacterized. Lineage: Eukaryota; Fungi; Ascomycota; Eurotiomycetes; Chaetothyriales; Herpotrichiellaceae. The transcript has a single exon. The record is from RefSeq and is a predicted model, not a curated record. Bases 1 to 2442 code for a protein of 813 amino acids.
AUGACUGACGAACCUACAAAGAGUCUUCGCAGAGGCGCCAUCACGUUGACCACUGCUUCAUCAGAACCUGACUUCACUUAUCCUUCUCUUCCACUCGACUUGUCCCUUGACUCCCUCCUCGCCCAUUCUCAAACCCCUCACUCCUCCUUUCCGAAGAUGACAAAAUCAGAGACCGACACAGCCUCCCUGGCGGAGAGUUGGGCAUCAUUGGCCGAAACAGAUAUUUCACAUGAAGAUGAUAUCCACUCGGAGCAUACAGAUGUUGGUUCGCUUCUGGAUGUUCAUAGCUCGGAAGAUGUCCAUAGUGUCAUCGAUGCCGAAAUUCAUGAUUAUGCUCCUGACCCAGACGACCACUCUGAAACAGAUGACCAAGAAUCAGACAUCUCACACUCACAAAAAUCCUUACCGUUCAGUCCUUGGGACCGAUCCGGCUUUGAUGCCCAACAGGCGCGCUCUGAUCUCAGCACUUCUCUCUCGAAUGCCCAACCAUCAGAACAUCAUCCUACCACACCUCCGCGCUAUAAGGUCCGAAGUUCUUUCAAUGAACACCAACUCCGAGACCUUUCUCUACGUAUCCAUGGAACUGUCAAUGCGGACUAUUCGGAUGGAUAUACUCAUAUGGGAUUGUCGUCUCGAGGGCUUGAUCUGAACACUUUGGACUAUUUCAAAGUCAUUCUGCUUGGCACAAGCAUCGAGCAAUUCCGACCGGAGAUUCAACGAAAGCUGGGUGACGUGCUAGUCUCUCAAGGAGGAUCAAGUCAGUUCAGCUCUCGAGGAUCUGUCACUAGAUAUCACCUCGUUCCGAACACCUUUGGGCCUGGCGCGGAACCAGACUUUGCAGAUCUUGUUGCUAUUGACAAGCAGAUCGAUUUCGAUUGCUAUGAUCAAGUAAAGGGAUCGAAUCUACCGUUUGAGAAUGACAAAACCAAUCUAUGCCUCAAGAAUAGGAGCACAUCAUCAGAGUUGGUGUCGUUCUUCAAUGGACGAGAUUUCGUUGUCAGUCAGCCACGAUGGAUAGCCCCUGAUCUCGCUAUCGUCUGUCUCGAGUUGGACCACACUGGGAAGCUAGAUUCUUCCAGCCUCCAGAUGCUUAAAUUCACAGAACGCCACCAGAUUCCAAGAAUUGUCAUUCGAAUGGAUCGUGGAUGGACCGGGGAGUAUGGUCACUUUGAACAAGAAGGUGCUCUGCGUCAGUCCCUUCACAAAAUGUCUGAUAAGCCUUUCCAGAACCUCCAGUUCUCACUCAACUUCCCUGUGGAUAUGGCAGCUUUUCUCAAUCUUGAAAGCCCCCUCCUCAACAAGCACAUAGCCUAUAUCGUCUCAUGUGCAGAUGAAGAUGUUCGCAAAGACUCCCCCGAAACCACAGGUUAUCUGGACGGAAUCGUCGAAGGAAAAAUAUCCAAGCUACCAGGAGGAAAUAUUACCGCUCUCUUUUCAACCAGACAUUUCGUUCCUAUCAGACUCCUUGCGCUAACGAUCGUCGCAACCUCUGUUGUUGGUCUGCUGUUGAGUGUUCUACUACCAUCACCCUCUUCCAGUCUGUUAGCACGAUCUGCGCUGCACAAUCAAUUUGCCCAGGACAUAUCAACCACAUUGAUCAGUUCUUCGUCUGCGACCUUGCAAGCAGCACAGACCCCGUUGCUAGGCAACACCCCACUGUCGCUCGCUGCUCUGGCCAAAGAUGACGAAGCCUGGCAGCAACAGUUGGAAAGCGCCUCGGUGAGUCGGAAUGAGGUGACGAAAGACGCGGACAACCACUUUCAGGUUGGCAUUGCGAGUGCGAAUCAAUUGAUGGUGAAGCUACCAAAGGUUGCCACCAGCAGCAGGAAGCGAUCAGUCUUGGACGUCAGUCUGAAACGAGAAGAAAUCAGCCUCCCCAUAAUCUUGCAGGAGCUCUUCGACGGAGUUUAUAGUGUAACACUUGAGCCCCGCGACAGUUAUGGAGACAUUGAGGUCAGACUGACAAUGUCCAACCCCCAACUUACGGAAAUGUUGACCUUGUCAUUUGGAGAACCAUCGUUUGGAAGAUAUGAACGAUUGAAGACAGUCCUAAAAGCUGUCAAGAGCCGGGUGCAGAACCGUGCUACAUCCUUGGCGAAACAAGCCACUGCGGCAAGAGAGAAUAUCCCAUCACAUAGAUUUCUGAGUGAAGUCGGUGUUGCAGGCAUGACCGUCAAGGCUUACUUCCGGAAGAUGUGGGCAACGAUUCCAGGCGCUGACUUGCCAUAUGAUCUACUCAAAACCGCCGGUGACCAUCUGGGGAAUGGACUCACCGCUGUACGAUCUGUAGCGGCCUUGAAGGGCUCUGAAUUCUCACAGCAGAUGCACACGAGAGUUGUGGUAGAUGGACUUGCCUGUGCUCAGAAUCGAGCUCAGCAAGUUGUAGCAAAAGCGGCGAAUCGACUGAAGGGCAUGGUAUUGAGUCGCCAGACUGCGAGUUGA